CAGUUUCUAACCCCAAAUCAAACUUUUUUGACAAUAAUUUUGAAAAGUUGUCAGAUAUAGGGAGCGGUGGGUUCGGUCAAGUAUAUCGAGUGAGGCAUACAAUUGAAAAUCAGGUGUACGCGGUCAAAAUGGUUAAGUUCCUUGACACUUAUGACGACCACAAACAACAGGAUAUAGUAAAAGAGGUGCAAAACUUAGUUAAAUUGCGCUCAGAAUAUGUGGUCAAUUACCGCAACUCUUGGCGCGAAGACAAUCAUCUCUACAUUCAAAUGGAGUUUUACUCACAAAAUCUACAGUCAAUUAUCAAUAACAAACACCUCGUUUUUGGGCGACAACAGGAAAACGUGAUGAAUAUAUUUGAAUAUUUCAUUUCAUGCGAAAUAUUCAAAGAACUGUUGGAAAGUGUGAAAUAUUUGCACAAUUUGUGUCCACCGGUUAUCCAUCGGGAUCUCAAGCCAUCAAAUGUGUUGAUCUCACAAAAUAAUAGCGAUAAUCGGUUUGUAAGGUUGUGUGACUUUGGUUCGGCCACUUUCCACGACAUGACAACUAUGAGCCAUACCUCUAAUGUCGCCGAUGAUCGGCCGACCAGUGGUCAAGUGCUCGAUGAAUAUAACCAGUGUUGCGGUUAUUAUCACACACUUGUGCUCACCGGUGAUGACUGUGCCUACGGCUGGGGUAGUAAUAGUCACAACUGA
Molecule: messenger RNA, 695 nt
Organism: Medioppia subpectinata
Lineage: Eukaryota; Metazoa; Arthropoda; Arachnida; Sarcoptiformes; Oppiidae
Source: the annotation of a GenBank genome assembly